Varanus komodoensis (Komodo dragon) is the source of this 2082-nucleotide messenger RNA. It is a transcript of the gene SNIP1, whose product is annotated as Smad nuclear interacting protein 1. Gene Ontology annotation, biological process: miRNA processing. NCBI's taxonomy places the organism in Eukaryota, Metazoa, Chordata, Lepidosauria, Squamata, Varanidae. Gene Ontology annotation, molecular function: mRNA binding; protein binding. Gene Ontology annotation, cellular component: nucleus. The record is from RefSeq and is a predicted model, not a curated record. Bases 71 to 1111 code for a protein of 346 amino acids. The transcript is spliced from 4 exons.
CCGAGCGCUUCCGGGUCGAACGGCUCGCGGAGACCGGGGAACGAAGAGGAGAGACCGAGGCGCCGUCGCCAUGGAGGCACCUGUGCGCCGGCGGCAUAGGAUGCGGAGCCCGCGCGGAAGCCGCUCCCCGCCAGGCGGCGCGGGAUCCAGCCGAUCCCACGCUAAAAGGAAAAACAAGUCCUCGAGCAGGAGGAGAAAAUCUCCCCGAGAGAAAAGGAGCCGGAGCCCCCACCAUGUGCUGGCUAAAGUCAAGCAAGAGCGAGAAGUUCGCCCUCGGAGGGGUCAUGAAGAACGGCAGCAUCGAGAUCAUUUUGAGCCUGAGCACAGGCGGGAGAGAAGCAAUGACAAAGACAGACACCAGGGCCAUUCAGGCCGGAGGAAGUCUCAUAGAGAUCAGCCUGGGAAUCAUGAAAGGCAAAGAGAUGCUCAUCGUUUCCAGGAUCAGCAGGCACAGAGGGAAUUCUAUAAUGAACGACGGCGUGACCAUCGUCAACAAGUGGAAGCAAGUGGUGAUGAGGAGAAUCAGGAAGCAAAGGGGGCCAACAACAAGAACACAGACAAAGAGCCUGGCAGUAAAGAAAAGCCAAGCUUUGACCUGUCUGGUGCACUUUUGGAAGAUUCUAACACUUUCCGUGGUGUUGUGAUCAAAUACACAGAGCCCCCAGAAGCUCGCAUCCCCAAAAAACGAUGGCGUCUAUACCCUUUUAAGAAUGAUGAGGUUCUCCCAGUUAUGUAUAUUCAUAGGCAGAGUGCCUAUUUGCUGGGCAGGCACCGGCGCAUUGCUGAUAUCCCCAUUGACCAUCCCUCAUGCUCCAAGCAGCACGCUGUCUUUCAGUAUCGGCUCGUGGAAUAUACCCGCCCAGAUGGCACAGCCGGCCGAAAGGUGAAACCGUAUAUCAUUGACCUUGGCUCAGGCAAUGGCACAUUUCUGAAUAACCAGCGAAUUGAGCCCCAGCGCUAUUAUGAAUUGAAAGAGAAGGAUGUGUUGAAAUUCGGGUUCAGCAGCAGGGAGUAUGUCCUCCUGCAUGAGUCAUCAGAUACCACAGAGGUGGACAAGACAGAGGAGGAGGAGGAGGAGGAGGAGGAGGAAGAAGAGGAGGAAUCUACCUGACAGCAUGUUAGGGAGUGGACUGAACCCUUUUCUGCAGCUGCGCUCUAAUCCUUAGGGUGGAUUUUGGGAGUAUGGCUGCACUGAUGCCUCUCACUGCCUUAAAUUCUGCUGUCUGUUGCUGGGCACAUUCUGGCUUGUUCUGGGAACUUUCCAUACAUUCACUGUGUUGAUGUUUUAAAAGCAAUGACUGGUAAAGCCACAGUUGUUUUAUGGGCGACUCUUGUCUGUCAGACGGUGCAAGGACCCAGCCAGGGCGCUUCCUGGGUGACUGCCUGGGACAGCAGCCAUGGCCCUAGAGCUCCUCACUGUAUCUUCAGUUUUAAAAUAAAACCUCCAAGCAACAAAGCAUACUGGACAAAGCAGGGCCUUUUCCAAAUAACCCACCCUCUUCUUUUGUUCCUUCUUUUGUUUUGGCUUGUAAACUGUUUAAAUAUAGAUGCUACUUAUUUUUUUAAGUAGAAUUUUGGGAUAGACAAAUGCUAGUUGGGUGUUGUAUGACAUCUCUUGUUGUCCUUAUACAAGUGUUAAGAUAAAAGGAAACACGAAACUUGUAUGGAUUUCUAUGGCUCAUAUAGGCAAUUUUGCAUCAAAAUAGGUUUUCAAUGAGAUACUCUGCAGAUUCCAGGCAGUAAGGUCUGAGGUGAAAAGAAAGAGCCCACAGUGUCUUUCUGGCCUUCCUAGUGGUGAGGUGGGGGGUUGAAUUUGUUUUUGUGACACCUGGUUUGUCCCAUGGAUCUAUUUUUCAUUUAGUGUGGGGGUAUAAUUUCCUACAGAAUAUUUAAAUCUAGUGUACUUUUCUUAAACCUGUUAAUAGCUGACUGGUAGCAAGAGGAAGCCAGUGUAGUAAUUAAUGGGAAGGUACAAGAACUUGUUCCACAGUAACCUUUUCGUGUCCUGAAAACUUUUUCUAUUCCUGCAGCUUUGUGCACAGGUACAGUGCAAUAAAGAAAACACAACUUGCUACACCUGAA